Molecule: messenger RNA, 8051 nt
Organism: Orcinus orca (killer whale)
Lineage: Eukaryota; Metazoa; Chordata; Mammalia; Artiodactyla; Delphinidae
Gene: MN1
Product: MN1 proto-oncogene, transcriptional regulator
Exons: 2
Coding region: 1255-5196 (1313 amino acids)
Biological process (GO): regulation of DNA-templated transcription
Source: RefSeq, a predicted model, not a curated record
CUGAUUGGUGCAAAUGUAAUGGCUGAAAUUGAUUGCUGAAAUGCAAAACUUGUUGCUGCUUCUCCGGGCUCUGGGCGAGAGGCAGACACAGAGAGGGGAGCCGAGACCCUCGGAACGCCCCACGCAGAGCCCCCCCGCCAGCCAGGAGAGGGGUGCGCGGACCCCCCAGAGCUGCCCCCGCCUCCCUCCCAUUCCGGGUUCCGAGAGCGCAGCCGGAAAGCCUUAGCCUGCUAGCCCAGCGUGGCCCCCAACCAGCGUACGCCCCCCUCCCUGGGUCCGAGGGCGACUUGCGAAGCACCUUGGCGGGGAGGCAGGGAACCCUAGCCUUGGAGCGACCCAACCCCUCGUUUUGCUGCCCGCCCGCGCCUGGAACGGGGCGCGGAGAUCCCUGCGAACUCAGAGACCUAACAGCGGAGGACAGAAGCGUCAGGCGGCGGACGUGGCCGCGAAGCGGCGCGCCGGGGUGCAGCGCACCCGCCGCGGAACAGGGGAGCCGCGCCUUCCACCAACCCUCGGUUUCAACCCCGGGCACCCGCCUCCUCCUCAGCCCCGCUGAGCUCUCGGCUCUGGGACCGGCACCGGUGAUGCAGAGCGGAGCCUCCAGUCCUCCGACUCCCUGAAGAAGCAGUAGCCGCUUGCUCGGGCCGACGGGGACUGUGCGAGCGGAUCCUGCUUGGCUGAGGCUCGGGCUGCGGAGCGCGGGGACUCCGGGGGGAGGGGGGAGGGACCGCUCGGUCUUUGCCCCGGCGCCAGCCACGGCUUUGAAGGGUCUCUCUGCUUGGCCCCUUAGCAACUCCGCCACGGACUCCGGGAGGCUUCAGGCAGCGUCCAGGGGCUCCCCACCCAAACCGAUCGGACUUAAGAAGGUGAUUGCUCUGCUUUCCCUCCCUCCUUCCCGACUCCUUCCCCCCACUUAACUUUUUGUCUUCAGUCACCCGCAGCUCCGUCCCCUCCCCGCAAACCCACCCGCGGCCGUGCUAACGUCCCAGGGCAUGGGCCCCCCAACACGGCUCCUGGAGGCCCCGCGGCGCCGCAAGAUGUGAGAGGCCCGCGUCGGGCAGAGCGAGAGCUUCGGGAGAGGAGCUGAUAACCCCCAGCCGUCACAAGCCGGGCGAGGUGGCGGUGCGCGCUGCGUCCCUGCGCUGCUGAGCGUCCCGGAGCGCCCAACCCAGGGCCGGAACGAGUAGCUGGCCGGAGGCGCGCCGCGGAGAUCAGGCUGUCAUGCCCUAUUGAUCUCCCCGCCCCCCGCCAAGUAUGUUUGGGCUGGACCAAUUCGAGCCCCAGAUCAACAGCAGGAACGCUGGCCAGGGCGAGAGGAACUUUAACGAGGCCGGACUAAGCAUGAACGCCCACUUUAAGGCCCCGGCUUUCCACGCGGGGGGACCCCCUGGCCCCGUGGACCCUGCCAUGAGCGGGCUGGGCGAAUCCCCGAUCUUGGGCAUGAACAUGGAGCCUUAUGGCUUUCACGCGCGCGGCCACUCGGAGUUGCACGCGGGGGGGCUGCAGGCGCAGCCGGUGCACGGAUUCUUUGGAGGCCAACAGCCGCACCACGGCCACCCGGGAGGCCACCACCCCCACCAGCAUCACCCCCACUUCGGGGGCAACUUCGGCGGGUCGGAUCCUGGGGCCUCGUGCCUGCACGGGGGUCGUCUGCUCGGCUACGGCGGCGCGGCCGGCGGCCUGGGCAGCCAGCCGCCCUUCGCCGAGGGUUAUGAUCACCUGGCGGAGAGCCAGGGGCCGGAGAGCUUCGGCCCGCAGCGACCUGGGAACCUCCCGGACUUCCACAGUUCGGGCGCCUCAGGCCACGCCGUGCCUGCCCCAUGCUUGCCGCUGGACCAGAGCCCUAACCGAGCCGCCUCCUUCCAUGGCCUGCCCGCCUCCAGUGGCUCCGAUUCCCACAGUCUGGAGCCCCGGAGGGUGGCGAACCAAGGAGCCGUCGACUCGCUGGAAUACAAUUACCCGGGCGAGCCGCCCUCGGGACAUUUCGACAUGUUUUCCCCCUCUGAUUCUGAGGGGCAGCUGCCUCAUUAUGCAGCGGGUCGUCAGGUUCCCGGGGGCUCUUUCCCGGGUGCCUCGGCCAUGCCUAGAGCUGCAGGCAUGGUGGGCUUGUCCAAAAUGCACGCCCAGCAGCAGCAACAGCAGCAGCAGCAGCACGGAGUGUUCUUCGAGAGGUUCGGCGGGACCCGCAAGAUGCCCGUGGGUCUGGAGCCUGCAGUAGGCUCCAGGCACCCGUUAAUGCAGCCUCCCCAGCAGGCCCCGCCGCCGCCUCCGCAGCAGCCCCCGCAGCAGCCGCCGCCGCCGCCUCCGCAGCAGCAACAGCCGCCGCCGCCGCCGCCGCCGCCGCCUGGGCUUCUGGUCCGGCAAAAUUCGUGUCCGCCUGCGCUCCCGCGUCCCCAGCAGGGCGAGGCGGGCACGCCCAGCGGCGGCCUGCAGGACGGGGGCCCCAUGCUGCCCAGCCAACACGCGCAGUUCGAGUACCCCAUCCACCGGCUGGAGAACCGGAGCAUGCACCCUUAUUCUGAGCCUGUAUUCAACAUGCAGCACCCUCCUCCGCAGCAGACGCCCAACCAGCGGCUGCAGCAUUUCGACGCACCCCCCUACAUGAAUGUGGCCAAGAGGCCGCGCUUUGACUUCCCGGGCAGCGCGGGAGUGGAUCGCUGCGCUUCGUGGAACGGCAGCAUGCACAACGGCGCUCUGGACAACCACCUCUCGCCCUCAGCCUAUUCCGGCCUACCCGGCGAGUUCACGCCGCCUGUGCCCGACAGCUUCCCCUCGGGGCCACCCCUGCAGCAUCCGGCCCCGGACCACCAGUCCCUGCAGCAGCAGCAGCAGCAGCAGCAACAGCAGCAGCAGCAGCAGCAGCAGCAACAGCAGCAGCAACGCCAAAACGCGGCCCUCAUGAUCAAGCAGAUGGCGUCGCGGAAUCAGCAGCAACGGCUGCGCCAGCCCAACCUGGCCCAGCUAGGCCACCCCGGGGACGUGGGCCAGGGCGGCCUGGUGCACAGCGGCCCAGUGGGCGGCUUGGCCCAGCCGAACUUUGAGCGCGAAAGCGGCGGCGCGGGCGCCGGGCGCCUGGGCACGUUCGAGCAGCAGGCUCAGCACUUGGCGCAGGAGAGUGCAUGGUUCCCAGGUCCGCACCCGCCGCCGGGUGACUUGCUGCCCCGCAGGAUGGGAGGUUCAGGCCUGCCCGCUGACUGCGGCCCGCACGACCCCGGACUGGCGCCGCCCCCUCCGCCCGGUGGCUCGGGGGUGCUGUUCCGGGGCUCUCUGCAGGAGCCGCUGAGGAUGCCCGGAGAGGGCCACGUGCCCGCGCUGCCGUCCCCUGGCCUGCAGUUCGGGGGCAGCCUGGCCAGCCUGGGGCAGCUGCAGUCGCCCGGGGCUGGGGUGGGGCUGCCCAGCGCUCCCUCCGAGCGCCGGCCCCAGCCGCCCGAUUUCACAGCGCCAGCGCUCGGGGGCCAGCCUGGCUUCCCGUUCGGCGCAGCGAACCGGCAGGCCACGACGCACAGCGGCCCAGGCGUGAACUCGCCCCCGAGCGCGGGCGGGGGCGGCGGCAGCACGGGCGGCGGCGGCGGCGGCGGCGGGGGCGCAUACCCGCAGCAGCCUGAUUUCCAGCCCAGCCAGCGCACCUCGGCCAGUAAGCUGGGCGCGCUCUCGCUGGGCUCCUUCAACAAGCCCAGCUCCAAGGACAACCUGUUCGGCCAGAGUUGCCUGGCUGCACUCUCCACAGCCUGCCAGAACAUGAUCGCCAGCCUUGGAGCCCCCAACCUCAACGUUACCUUCAACAAGAAGAACCCGCCCGAGGGCAAGAGGAAACUGAGCCAGAACGAGACCGACGGCGCGGCCAUGGCCAGCAACCCGGGCUCGGAUUACUUCCCAGGAGGGACUGCUCCUGGGGCCGCAGGGCCCGGAGGCCAGUCGGGGACCAGUAGCAGCGGCUCCAAAGCCUCUGGGCCGCCCAAUCCGCCCGCCCAGGGAGAUGGCACCAGCCUCUCCCCCAACUACACCCUGGAAUCAACGUCGGGGAACGACGGCAAGCCGGUUCCCGGGGGCGGCGGCCGGGGACGGGGUCGCAGAAAAAGGGACAGUGGUCACGUGAGCCCCGGGACCUUCUUCGACAAGUACUCGGCAGCGCCGGACAGCGGGGGCGCGCCUGGAGUGAGCCCAGGGCAACAGCAGGCGCCAGGCGCAGCCGUCGGGGGAAGCUCCACAGGCGAGGCGCGCGGGGCGCCUACGCCUCAUGAGAAGGCGCUCACGUCGCCUUCGUGGGGGAAGGGGGCCGAGUUGCUCCUGGGGGACCAGCCGGACCUCAUGGCGUCCCUGGACGGUGGGGCAAAGUCGGACGGUAGUUCCCCGCACGCGGGCGAGUUCGCCUCGGACGAGGUGAGCACGAGCUACGCCAACGAGGACGAGGUGUCAUCCAGCUCCGACAACCCCCCAGCCCUGGCCAAAGCGAGUAGGAGCCCUCUGGUGACAGGCUCGCCCAAACUCCCUCCCCGCGGGUUGGGCGCCGGGGAACAUGGACCGAAGGCGCCCCCAGCCCCGCUUGGCCUGGGCAUCUUGUCUACCUCUACCUCCACCCCCGACAGCUACGGCGGCGGGGGCACGGGCCAUCCCGGCACGCCGGGCCUGGAGCAGGUCCGGACCCCAACGAGCAGCAGCGGCGCACCGCCGCCUGACGAGAUCCACCCCCUGGAGAUCCUCCAGGCACAGAUCCAGCUGCAGAGGCAGCAGUUCAGCAUCUCUGAGGACCAGCCCCUGGGGCUCAAAGGUGGCAAGAAGGGUGAGUGUGCUGUGGGGGCUUCUGGUGCGCAGAAUGGUGACAGCGAGCUGGGCAGCUGCUGCUCCGAGGCCGUCAAGAGCGCCAUGAGCACCAUCGAUCUGGACUCGCUGAUGGCAGAGCACAGCGCCACCUGGUACCUGCCGGCCGACAAGGCUUUGGUGGACGGCGCAGACGAGGACAAGACGCUGGCACCCUGGGAGAAGGCCAAACCCCAGAACCCCAACAGCAAAGAAGCCCACGACCUCCCUCCGAACAAGGCCUCGGCAACCCAGCCCGGCAGCCACUUGCAGUGCCUGUCUGUCCACUGCACAGACGACGUGGGCGAUGCCAAGGCCCGAGCCUCCGUGCCCACCUGGCGGUCCCUGCACUCUGACAUUUCCAACAGAUUCGGGACAUUCGUGGCCGCCCUAACUUGAAUUGACAAGAAAUACCCCCUCCCCAACCAGGCCCUUCGCUCCCCCUUUUCUCUCCUCUCCCCCCUCCACCUGACCCCACCCCUACCUGCCCUGUUAAUUUGAAAGGGCCACUAUUGCUGAGUGGAUGAUUUUUUUUCUAGGUUGGUACCUGCUUAGUGGCAUAUGGACUGGAAAGGGUUAAUUUAAAGGGAAAAAAAAAAAAACCUCAAAAAAUUUUUUUAAAAAAGAAAUUUGUCUGCCACGGUAUGUUACCAGUGUUAACCCUUCUGCAGUUAGCAAACUUUUGCUGAAGCCUUUUUCCUGCUAGAUAAUUCCCAUUUUUCUGUAAUCUUGGCAUACGUUUUUUAGAUGACCUCUUUCCUUGUUUUAUUUUCGUGCUGCUGUAUGUCCAAGUAUUGUUAUUUCAUAAUAAGACAAGAGUUGCUUUCCUUUUUUAUUCUCUUUUAGUCUUGUUCCUCCCCACCUCCCUCCCCACUGCCUGUUUUGUUUUUUUUUUUCCUUUUUGCUUUGUUCACUGCUUAUUAAAAUGGAAAUCCUGGAGAUUAGUAGUUCUGGAAUAUUGCCGGGUGAGAGUCAAAUUGUCAUCACAAUAUUAUAUAUUGACACCCAACUGUCAUCAGUCAGGCUGGAGCCAAACAAUUAAUGCCCCCCUUAGGUAUUCCGCCUGGGAUUUUGUUUUGUCUGUUCCCUAAGAAAAUAGAGAGAUAUAUUUUCGUUCCCACAAACACACCCUCAGCCUUCAGCUCCGUUCUCUCUUCUGCUGGAAGCUGCCUUUCACUGCCAUGGAGGUGAUGACGUAUCCAGUCCGCUCUGUGGGAAGGAGCCGGAAUGUUCAACAGUGGUGUUUUCUCUCCUUUUCUGGGCCUCUGUACAAACGCCCAGGCUCUGAAUUUUCACGCUGUGCCGAGCAGCCCUCGUCCGCGUGGGGAUGGUGCCUGUCCAGCUUGCAGAGCCUCUAGAGGCUGCAGGCUCCCGGCUCUGCUACGGCCAGUUCAGCUGGGUCUUGGGUGCUGGAGUUGAGGAUCAAUUCUUAGCCCCGACCUUUCCUGACAUCUGUUCCCAGCCAGGCAUUGGGGGAAGAAGGAACAGGACUGGGUUAUCUCCCCCACUUCUCCCGUUCCAUCUCCAACCUGGGCAGCCCCCCAUCCCUGGGAAGGACCAGGCUUUCGCCGGCACUUUUCGAGGGGCUUGUUGAGUGAAGGAGCCCCCAGGCUCUGCCUACCAAGCCCCCCUCCUCCAAGCCUGUGUGUAUUCUCUGCAGGGGUUUGCAGACUCCUGAGGGCUAGAGGAGGGAGAAAGGAACCGGAACUAGUGACUUUGAUUCUUGGGCCUUUUUUUAAACCCAGGAAUCCUCCCUCCCCCUUUUUAUUUAAUCUCAGCCUGUUGCAAAACCAGGGCCACGUCCUGUGCAUCUCAUGAAGGAAUAACUUCUUUGAGCAGAGGUGAGGGAGCAGCUGGGUGAGCAGGGCAGCAGAAAGCAGGGCUCCUGGACCCAGCUGAGGCCUGUCACCUGGUCCUCCCAGGGCGGUGGUCAGUGGAGGCCCAGUGUUGGCGGGGGGGGGGGGGGCACCUUUGGGUGCUGUUGAUGACUCCCAAGGGCUUGUGUGACUCAUGGGGGUGGUGGGAGGCACCCAGAUUCCAGGGUGGGCCAGACAAGAAGUGACUGAUAUCACUUCACCCAAAUCAGUAACUCUUGUAGUCGAUUUCAGUUUCUGUGAACAAGCAUCUUGCUAAAUGUGGCAUUUUGAGCCUUGCGCCCCCUCCAUCCUCCCCCCGCCCCACGUCCCCAGAGUUUGCAGACCCGGCUUUUUUUAGCAAGUGACCUGAAGGCUUUGGGCUCACCGUACAACACUCACUUUGUUUAUUUCAAAGAACUUUUCAGCAAAGGGAGAAGAGCGUACAGAAAAAUCUGUCUCUUUCCAUUCCCCACUCCUGUCUUUCCUUGGGCUGGCUUUUUUGGCUCGGGUCUGAGUCUGGACGGUCCGAGGUUCUUACACCGGCAGUCUGACCAGGGUUGACCCCGGCCCCCACAGAGGGCAGGCAGAAACAGGUGGUGUGAACUGAUCAGUGAGAAGAAAGUGGGAGCUGACUCAGCCCCGGGUUCUGCCACCAAAGGAGAGGAAAGGUGAGGAAAAGCACCCCCCCACCCCGCCGCCACGGGCUGCAGGAGAGCCAGCCAUAGUCUGAGCGAAACUCCACGACCCCUCUGAUUCCACAACGUACAGCUGUUGGAGAGCUUCAUCCUUUUAUUUCUUAAACAGGCAUGAUUUCUCCUUAAUUGCUUAAGGCCGGGGAGCCAAGUGUCUUGACUUCUGUCUUUGACUUGCCCUGUGUUGAGUCCAUCAGCACAUGGCCAUCGUCUCAUGGUCCUAGCAACCUCGGAAACCCCUGAAGUUUUAAACUUUCUCGCUCCCCACGACCCCAGAAUUGAACAGCUUUAAAAAUAGCCUUAAGCAAAAGGAUGUUAUUUCAUUAAAUUUGGUUUAAUGGAAAGAAUAAAAGCAGAUUAAAAACACACCCAACCCACGAGACUCCACAAACACUGGUAAUCGGUACUGCAUAGCAAAACUCUUCGGGAAAGAAUAUGAAAACGUUAUUGCACAUGUAAAAUAUGAAAACUUAACUCUGCUGUGUGUUAGGCAAUCCUGUAAUCUUUUUGACUCUUAAAAGAAAUUCAUUUCUGAAAUGCUUGGUUGGAAGACUGUGACAAUAGCUCAUGAAAUUGAGUGUUAUUUUUUUCUUUCUUUUUUAAAAAAAAUAUGUAAAGUGCAGUCUUCUGUAUUCAUGCAUAUUGUAUAUACCUGUAUAUGUUUUCCUGAGCAGCUAAAUAACAAUAAAUAUGACGUCAAUGGUGA